ACGUGAAAGCAGCACCACUGCUUUACCUAGCAGCAGUAGAGAAGUACCGUCUAGAAAAAGUUUAGCCUGGGCAGAAAAAAGUUCAUAUUUAAGUUCUGUAGCUGUGCUCGUCCAGUCGUCCGGUCCGGACCACGUUGGAGGAGUGUGGGAGCUCAGCGCUGUUUUUAGCGGGGCUCGUUUCAACGUAGGUUAAAGAAUUCCAGCUCCAGUGAGUGAGAGUGUGAGUCAAUGGAGCAGAUUGCAUGGAUACAGAUGAGGCACGAUGCUAACGUGGCUAACUAGCUGCUAAGGACAUGGUGAGCAUCAGCAUCGUCCUCUGCCUCCUCUGAAGACCAGAUACAGGCCGAUCUACAUGGAGGGCAACGGAGAGAUCAGUGACACUGACAGUGGCAUCAUCCUUCACUCAGGCUCUGACAGCCCAACAACGCAUACGAAGGAUGUGACAACACACACCAGGGCCAUGAAAAUCAAACACCAGGAUCUCCAAGACCGGCUAGAGCUCUGUAUACUGGAGCUAAAGAAACUCUGUAUCCGAGAAGCCGAGUUGACGGGACAACUUUCAAAUGAUUACCCUCUGCUGCCAGGAGAGAAGCCUCCGCAGGUUCGCAGACGCAUUGGAGCAGCUUUUAAACUGGACGCACACAACUUCCCUCAAGGAAAAGAGUCCCACACUUUAGUGGAGGCUGAGUUGGCACUUCAGAUGAAGAUAUAUGAGGCAGCUCGGAAGCUCUGCGAGGAAGUCCACCUGAGUAAGCCUGUUAAAAGGAGUCGUUUACAGCAGUGCAAGAGAGAGGAGAACAAACUCAAACAGCUUCAGGAGAAGGCCUUUCAGCUGCGACUGGAGCAUGGCCGAUCCUCACCACUCCCAGCUUUUAAUAUUACACAACCAGAUCUUGGUGCAUCUGAUGACAGUUCUUUGUCUGAUUCUGCUGUGCAAGAUGAAGAACUGACAAGCCAGUCAUCACAGCCAUCCUCAGGACCCCUCUAUUCAGGAGAACCAGAUCCUCCCCAGCACCACCCUGUGCUGUCACAGUCGUCUGUAGAUGGCUCGUACUUGUCUCCAUCUGUGGUGCCACAGCCACGGCCACUCACCCCUAGUCAAUCCCCUCAUCCAAAACUUGACUCCUGUUUAAGUUUAACCUCAAGCCCGCUAUACGACCCUCCUCCGAUCCAACACUCCCCCUGGACAGAGUCUAGUCUCGACCAACCAUACGAGAAGAACAAGAAAUCGCGAUCUUCCAGCAAGACAAGCAGUCCAGCCAAAAGUGAAUUAUUGCCACCGUUGGAGACCUGUGUAACACAAGUUUCUCUUCCGGUGCAACUGUCUCACCUGAAGCUGAGCCGCACCCAGUCCAGCAGCAUGCCCUCCACACCAGAAAUGCGUGUGCACAGACAGCUGUCCCUCAGGUUGUCCAACCCUGAUUCUGGAUUUGAAAAGGAACGUGGUCGCACCAGAGGACCGAGGAGACGAUUAACUGAAUAUGGAAUAACUUUACCGGAGACUCCUUCCCCUGCAGUCAGCUAUGGAAGCCAUGCUAGCUCUGAGGAUAGCAACUCUGAACACUCGUUUACUUCUUAUAACAGCUCCCCUUGUCAGGAGUUGCCCUAUGAUUUUCCCAAAAAGUAUUAUUCUUCAGUUCCACUCUCUACUCCAGUUGGCAGCUAUGCGCCUCAGGCCCAUUUACGCACUGACAUGUUAAGUCCCAGGUACCAUUACAGCCCAACUAUUCAAAGAGCCUACUGCAAUGAAGACAUGGUCUACCCACCUGAUCUGGACAUGGCCCACAGCUGUUACACCCAGCAGGCUCCUUGUCCUUCCAACAGAUAUGACUAUUGUUACAACUCUACUGUGUCCCAUCAGAGAAGACAGAGGCCUUUCCCGCCUGAUAUCAGACUGUCCCCAUCUCCAGCUCAUCAGGACUAUCCACUCUACCACCAAUCCAGUGAUCUCUCAAAACAUGCAGUGAAUGAACAGCUCAAGUCCUGGCACAGGCGCAGUCAGCUGAAAUCACCCAGGUCCCAUUCUUUGGACAGACAGGGAGCAGUGAGGGUGAAAAACAUGUCUUUUCGUGAACCACCAACCUACCAAUCACAAAUGUACAAAGACCAGAUCAUCCAAAGAAGGGGUCUCCAGAGAGCUGCAGAUGACACUCAAGGCCACUGGGCUGCAGAUGAUGGCUCUCACUUCGCAAGUCAAGUGUGAAGAGAUGAAACUCAGAAACCAAACUGAAAAUUCUCACCCAAAAGCUGCAGCUGGACUAUUUACGUACAAACCAAAGUCCUGAAAAGUGUUCUUUGAGGCAAGAUAAAUGUAAAUCAGUCAGAUUAGUAUUUAGUUAAGUCUCAUUACAGGCUUACACUGCACUCGAUCUGACUGUUUAGAUCCAAAUACUUAUGAAUUGACAUUAUAUCCCCCCUUUCUAAAAGAAUAUAGACUGUACUGUUACCCACACUGUUAAACAAUGUUAAUGAACGUGCUGCUUAAGGGUUUUUUUUCUUUUCAUUUUUUACUUGUCGUAUUUGUAUGUCUGUGGCUGUGCCAGUUAAUUUGAAUUACUGACUUAACUAGAAAUUAGAUGUUAACAAACUGAAAUGAAAUAUAUUACUAAGUCGAAAGCAGAGCCUUGAUUUUUGGCAGCUUUACAGUUUCAAAUUCAAGUUUUUGGCACCAAUACAAAUUUAACUGUAAAGUGAUUGGUAGUGAACUGUAAUUAAAACACUGCGUAUGUAACACACAAGCACCUGAACUAGUUUGAAAGGUAGAUAAUUCUAGAAUAAACUUUAAUCUCUACUAAAUUAGGUGCAGGUAAACACUUACUGGUUUCUCAGCAUCUAUUUAUGCGAUAAUUUAUUGUAGUUUGCACCAUUAGUUUCAUGAAAACUCUUAAAAUAAAAACAAAAAAAGCUGUUCACAAACUCCAGCAGCAGUUAGGGCUGUCUAGUCAUGUGAAAAAAGACCACAAUCAUGUUGCCUUGUGUGCCUCCUUUGUACUGCCUUUUUAUUUAACUGUUAUAGUCUACCUAAAAAUGUUGCUGUUAUUUUGUGAAAAUGUUUUUUCCUGUGGAAGUAAAUAAAGAAAGUUUGCAUAUUG
Molecule: messenger RNA, 3092 nt
Organism: Betta splendens (Siamese fighting fish)
Lineage: Eukaryota; Metazoa; Chordata; Actinopteri; Anabantiformes; Osphronemidae
Gene: inavab
Product: innate immunity activator b
Exons: 10
Coding region: 353-2203 (616 amino acids)
Biological process (GO): adherens junction maintenance; positive regulation of protein ubiquitination
Source: RefSeq, a predicted model, not a curated record